GCAGAAGCCCCUCUCCAGUGGGCGUGGAAACUCUGCCCAAGAGAUCCCAGCAAGAGACGGAGCCACAUCUCAUCUGGGGGCCUUUUCUCCCAGAGUCCAGAGAUGGCAAGGCUGAUUCCUCUUCCCCAGCCUAACCUAUCCCGUGAACGGCUCCCUCAGUUCCUUCUCUGCAGAGUGAGGGACCUUCCCAGAGCCUCAGGGUGACCACGCCAGUAGCAGCAAGAAUGAGCUCUUUCAGAAUCCAAUGAUCAGGCCUCCGCUCUUUGCCAACCCCAGCCUCGACCAGAAGCGGCAGUCUCCUGCAGGCCUUUCAGGACAAGAGGGAGGGCUCUGCUUUCUCCCUCCGAAAUGGGGGAGUGAAGGCCCCGAGUGCAGGGUCCUUCGCAUACAAUCCUCUCCCCGGCAGUGGACUUCCGCCAUGGCUGGAGGGGGGCGGGGUGCGCUGGAAAGCGGGAUAGUGGCCCGAGCCACGCGAGCACCACGCGAGGACGGUGGGGGAUGUAAGACCUAAACGCUGGGAAGAGGUUGCGGGGCUGAGGGCUGUUGCCAGGUGACCAUGUGUCGUUGCCCAGCAACCGUGGAGUCACUGGCUGUACCUCUGCACUGGGACGGGACAGGAGCUCCAGCCCAGGGGCCAGGAAGUCCUGAGCGCCCGGCCACCCGAUACUUCCCCUCCCCCCACCUCCGCAGGCUCAUCUACCCGUGCCGCAGCCUGUGUGAGGCCCUGCAGGCCAGCUGUGCGCCCAUCAUGGCCUGCUACGGCUACCCCUGGCCCGCCAUCCUCCAUUGCGGCCGCUUCCCCGCCGGGCACAGCCUCUGCGUCGCGGCUGUCUCCGUAGGCUCCCGCCUGGGCCGCCCACUGCCGCGCGCCAGCUGCAGGGACUGCGAGUUGCAGGACGCCCGCUCAUCCAACGAGGUUCUGGAAGCGCUCUGUGCCAGCGACUUUGUGAAGGUCAGGCUCUCCCGAUGCAACGGCUCGUCCUUUGGCCUCUCAGACUGCAACCUAGACUCCGGGCUAGAGGUGCUGAAGGCAGGCCCACUGCCUGCUGUGGAACUGGCACCUAUUCUGCGUCGCUGGCUGCAGCUGGAUGCCACAUGCAUGCACAACCUCUUGCGAGGAAGGCAUGCUGAGACCUACGUGCUAAGCGGGGAGGUGCAGGGCCAUCGAUUGCUGGUAACCACAGCCUACGCCUGGAGCCAAGGUCACAGAAAUCUGCAGUUGGCGGUGUGCAGGUGGCACCAUCACCAGUGCCCAGAAUAGGAGUUAAUGCAGGAAGAGCCUGGGACUUUGUAGCCACAGCCUCAGCAGCAACCAUACAAACCAUGUCCCGCCCUGGCUGGACAUACAUAAAACCCUCUAUCUGCUGCCCUUCAUGGAUACUUAUAGACCAGCCCCAGGAACAGCCCAAGCAGGGCAUAAACCCUUCUGUGAUCAACGCUAAAGGGACCCUUCCUGAGCUAUAGUGCUCUGCCCAGACAUGAAGGAGGCUGGCUCCCUGGCAGCUGUGUGUGCUGGAUAGGCAAGACCACCUUUCUGUCCCAGGCCUGGGAUGACAGCCUGGCUAAUGCCCACAAGCCCCAGCAGCCCAAUCUAUUUCAGGGCAGGUGCAAAGCCUCAGGCUUUGCUCAUUCUGGGCAGGAUGCUACUUGUCAAGCCACACACAGACUGCCUCAAGCUGUAGGCCCAUGCAAAAGCACAGGGGGUGGAGAGAGGUCCAUGCAGAAAAUUGUCUUAAGCUGCUUACAAAUCUGAACUUAUAUGCACACAAAAAGUUCUUCCCCUAUUUCUGGGCCUCCAGUGUUUGUCAAGAACACAGUGGUCUUAAGUAACUGCCUAAUUGUUUUCCUGAACUGACUUGGAAAUCCUAUGAUAAAGCAGUCAUGGUUUUAAGAUAAAUUGUUUUGUGUACUGGUGUUAAGUUACUCAUUUACCUUAAAUAGUAAGAAAAUGGGCUAAAGCUCUUGUUGGCCUUCUGAAAGUGCCCCCUGCUGCUCUUGAAGGGAGUGCCGAAUCAGGGGGCACCUGCCAGGGUGGUGGGAAGUCACUCCAAGCAAGCAGAUAGGUGCUGGUCUGGCUGAGUGCCCAGUAAAUCCCU
Felis catus (domestic cat) is the source of this 2096-nucleotide messenger RNA. Its product is annotated as secreted frizzled-related protein 5-like. Gene Ontology annotation, molecular function: Wnt-protein binding. Lineage: Eukaryota; Metazoa; Chordata; Mammalia; Carnivora; Felidae. Gene Ontology annotation, biological process: non-canonical Wnt signaling pathway; canonical Wnt signaling pathway; negative regulation of canonical Wnt signaling pathway. Bases 557 to 1261 code for a protein of 234 amino acids. The transcript is spliced from 3 exons. The record is from RefSeq and is a predicted model, not a curated record.